ACACUGAACAGCGGUUUCUAUCCGUGAAAGAGUCCGUGUUUCUGGGGGGAAGCAUUUAGCGGUUGCACCGGAAGACACCCGGCGGAUGAAGUGAGAGGCUGCGCUCUGUGAAUAGUGAUCCCUGCGCGGUGAUCUCCUGAUCUGACCUCAUCUGGUCCCCCACUCCUCACUGCUGCUUUGGAGACAAAUCGUUUCUGAGGGAACUGCCCCCUCUGCCGAUCACUGGCAACAGUGGAGUCCCACCUCAGUCACUGAUGAGCGAGUGAGGAUUUCCUGCUAAGACUGCUCAUUUUGGAAGCAGGAGGAAGCGGUGGUGAAUGGGAGCCUGGGUUACGUCAGACAAGGAGCUGCGGCAGAUCAGGAGAAGUGCAAGGCCACACUGCCUUCAUGGAGGCAGAUGAAGACUGCCCAGAGCUUGUUCCCAUCAUAGAUUUAGUACAGAAUGACCAGCCAGAGCGCAAGAUUCCAGUUACGAUUAUAACAGGUUACUUAGGAGCUGGAAAGACAACACUCUUAAAUUACAUUUUGACAGAACAGCACAACAAAAGAAUAGCAGUCAUUGUCAAUGAGUUUGGUGAAGGAAGUGCUGUGGAGAAGUCUUUGGCCAUAAGCCAGGCUGGAGAACUAUAUGAGGAGUGGUUGGAGUUAAGAAAUGGAUGCCUAUGUUGCUCUGUAAAGGACAAUGGACUGAAAGCAAUAGAGAAUCUAAUGCAGAAGAAAGGAAAGUUUGACUACAUACUACUGGAAACCACAGGUUUAGCAGAUCCAGGUGCUGUAGCUUCCAUGUUCUGGGUUGAUGCUGAGUUGGGAAGUGACAUCUACCUUGAUGGCAUUAUGUCCGUAGUAGAUGCCAAAUAUGCUCUGCAGCACUUACUUGAAGAGAAACCAGAAGGCCUUAUAAAUGAAGCUGCAAGGCAAGUGGCAUUGGCAGAUGUGAUUAUUAUCAACAAAACAGAUUUAGUCUCCAUCACAGAACUGGAGGAAAUGAGAUCUGUUGUCAGGUCAAUAAAUGGACUUGCAAAAAUUUUGGAAACUCAGAGGUCGAGGGUGGACUUAACAGAGAUUUUAGAUUUACAUGCAUUUGAUAGUUUGUCUGGGAAAAGUUUGCAGGACAAGCUGAUCACCAGCAGUGGUCAUUCACAUUUGGAUAAGUCUAUUGUCACUGUUACAUUUGAAGUCUUUGGAAAUGUGAUUGAAGAAAAUCUCCAUUUGUUUGUACAGAACUUGCUUUGGGAGAAAAAUGUUAAAAACACAAAUGGUGUUUCCAUGGAGGUGAUACGAUUAAAGGGUUUGGUGGCGAUAGACACUAAGCACCAUCAUGUGAUUGUACAAGGGGUACAUGAGCUAUACGACCUGGAAGAGACACAAGUGAUGUGGGAAGGAGAAAGGUUAAAUCGGAUGGUGUUUAUAGGUAGAUAUCUGGAUAAAGACGUUCUCAAACAUCUCUUUGAAUCUGCUUUAAAAAUCUGAAAAUGUCAUUCCUAUUGGGGAAAGUUAUUGGUCUUUUACUAAAAGAUGUUCAUUCAGCUCUGGUUUAAAAAGAUGUUCUACAUUUUAUCUCUAGAUAUGUGAUUUAUUGUUAAUGUUAAAUGACUUAUGCAAUUAAACAUUCUCUGAGUAUCUGAA
Messenger RNA from Hyla sarda, 1626 nucleotides. Its product is annotated as zinc-regulated GTPase metalloprotein activator 1B-like. Gene Ontology annotation, cellular component: cytoplasm. The transcript is spliced from 17 exons. The record is from RefSeq and is a predicted model, not a curated record. Lineage: Eukaryota; Metazoa; Chordata; Amphibia; Anura; Hylidae. The coding region runs from base 388 to 1470 and encodes 360 amino acids.